AUGUGUAGCUUCAAAUCCGAAGAGGAUCUACCGCUACAAGGAACUAUUGUGGAAAUACCAUUAACAAUUGAAAAUGAGACAGCAUCAAUAACACUUUCUAAACGUUCAAUUUGGAUUCACGUUAGCAAAGCCGAUUACGAACCAAGCGCCGAACCCGACUUUAUUAAUAUUUCGCUAGUUUCAAUAUGGGAAGAGGGAUAUUAUCAUACAACCAUCAACAAGCAAAACAUCUACAACAUCUUUGAGAAUUCAUCAUCGAGGAAGAUUAAAAUUGAUCGUGAGAAUACAUACGACGUGUUUACUGACUUGUUCCCGUCGGAUUUAGAUACUUUUUUGGAAAGUGAUCGUAAAAACGGUGUGCAUAAACUGCUUUUCCUAAGUGCAAGGAUUAAAGUGCCAGAAAGUAGUUUUAAGAAAGGAGAAAGCCUCAAUACAGAUACCUUGCAAAUACAAAUAAAGAGUACCGGGACAUUUAAUCCGACUAUAGGUAAGUUUGAUUUGACGUCAGUGGUUUUCGAAACUUCCAAAUACUUGAAAAACGAGGGAAAUCUAUUCAAUUGGAUGUCAUUACUUAACUACCAGAAUAAAGAGAUGGUUAAAAGGUUGACUCAAUACAGUGCUGAAAAUGAACGACUACAAACAGAUAAUAACCUUUUGCAGCAAGGAAUGGACCAAACAAAGAAUGAUUAUGAAGAGAUAAGGGUAGAUUUGGAAUCCAAAUUUUAUCAAGAAUUGAAUUUGAAAAAAGAUGUGAUUUAUGAAUUAUCAAAGAACGAUCUCCCGAAAACUGAAUUGCUCGGGUUGAAUGUUAAUUUUUUGGUCAAUGCAGCAGAGCAACGCAACGGGAAAGAAGCCAAUACCAUGAAAAGCAGAAAGACACAAGAGAAGCGUGUUAAAAAGGAGAAGGGAACAAGUACAAAGAAACGCAAGAUCAAACCGGGGGAGGAUGAAAGUGAAGAAGAAUUCGCAGACUUCAAGAAUGACACUGAUUAUGCUGAUGUGGGUGACAAAGAUGAAACUGUUGGACAUUUGACAAACGUCAAAGUCAAAGCCAAAAAUGAACCAGACGGGGAUCUGCCCAUGGUUGAUUUCGAUUUUGGGCCCAGAGUUCAACUCGAACCUAAUACCCAAAACUCUCCCAGAUCUCCUGAGUUGAGAGAUGAUUCAAAUGCCAUUACUAUUAAGCCGGAUCCAUACGCUAACAGCGCACCGUUCAACCUGGACUCUUUUUCAUUGGGCAAUGAAGAACCACAAUGCAGUUUGAGUUUGCUUAGCGGAUCACGGAACUCAUCGAUGAACAUUGAAAGUGAUCGAGGUAUUUUCAAUAAUGCGAUGCGCGACAAUUCUUCAGGAGGGAAUGACGAGGCUAAACACGAAGAAGAGGGUGGAACGGAAAACUUCAAGGAUGAAACAGAAUAUAGCACUGAUGAAAGUGGCAAUGCAUCGGGUUAUUCCUUAGAUGAAGAUGGGGAAGCCAAAGAUAAGGCUGAAAAUGAAGAAGAAAAUCAAGAUACAGAUAACACUGAAAAUGGCUCCAGCUCUAGAAGCAAGAAUUAUAGGGGAUCUUUUAUUGAAGACAGCCUUGGAAGCAACAUUUCCAAGUCCAAGUCAGAUGAAAAUAAUGAAUCUCGAAACAAAGCUGACUAUUCCGAUGAAGAGAGUAAGGGGAAGAAAGAUUACGACAGCACCAAGAGUCAACAGACAGUUAGCCAAGCUGAGGUGGAGACCGAUUACAGCGAUGACGAUGAUGAUGAUUAA
This is a messenger RNA of Lodderomyces orthopsilosis Co 90-125, 1758 nucleotides long. RefSeq lists its product as uncharacterized. Lineage: Eukaryota; Fungi; Ascomycota; Pichiomycetes; Serinales; Debaryomycetaceae. The record is from RefSeq and is a predicted model, not a curated record. Bases 1 to 1758 code for a protein of 585 amino acids. The transcript has a single exon.